Molecule: messenger RNA, 1335 nt
Organism: Notechis scutatus (mainland tiger snake)
Lineage: Eukaryota; Metazoa; Chordata; Lepidosauria; Squamata; Elapidae
Gene: HCFC1R1
Product: host cell factor C1 regulator 1
Source: RefSeq, a predicted model, not a curated record
ACUUCUCUUCACGUGAUGAUUGUGGCGCUUCUAGUUUUCCCGUCUGGCUGUGGUGCGCUAUUGUGAGACCAGCGUGACAAAUAACCUUAAGGACGAUGAAUCCUACAAUAAGCCCAGGGUCAUCAUCAGCUGUUUCUUCUGGGCAUUUUUUGCACUGCUCUGUCUUGUCCAGGAAUAUGGGUUGUAGCCACAACAUCAUCCCAAGUUGGAAACGUGAUGUGCCAUGCACACUUCCACGGAUGAAAUCCAGACGCAGAUUGGUGAAUUUCAGUGGUGUACAAAGGUCUCGAUGCCAGUCAGUAUCCCUUGCUUUUAAGCGACAUCUGGAAAGCAAAGAUCAGGAACCCAGUUCUAAACAUUUUCUGUCAGAGGAGAAGAUGGCUGCCCGUUUUAACUCCCUUAGCCUGGACAACGACCACAUCUAUAGUACUAACGGCUUCCCUGUUCACAGUGAAAACCCCAGAUGGGAGCAGGCAUAUACACAGUUGAAAGAGCUACAACGGAGGCUGUCUCAAGAUGGAGCAAGUGAUGAAACCAACUGCACAGAAGAAGAGCUGACCACAGUCAUUGUAGACGGUGAAUUCAUGAUGGGAGACUGCCCUAUGUUUGUGCCGUCUUCCUUCACGUUAGAAGGACUCGAAGGAAGCAGCGUUGCCUCUGAAGAAAUGUUUCUUUCUCUGAAUCCUUGUACCGAAGUUGUCCUGUGGAGCCCUCAUAGUAACUCCCUCUUGCGCACCAUCAGGACACUGAUGGCUCCCUCAUCGGCCCAGCCCCAUGUAGAAGCGGUAGCAAACCAAGAGGAAAUGGAAAUAUGAAUCAACAGCCCCAAUUUUAUUUCCCUUUGAAGUCAAAUUCACUUCUCUGUCUGGCUGUGUCUUUCAACAAAAAGCACCUUUAUCAGUUGGUAUAAACAUUUCACUAAAAUAUUUUACUUCACCAUGGCGGCAUUUGUGGUUUUCAGCCAGCUGCAAUAAUCUGAUCCUUUCUCUUCCAUCCACAUAAUGUACAGUAUACCUGCAACUAAGUCCAAUAUCUAUAUCACUUUAUUUUCUCUUUCAAUAAGCAAUCAAUGAAUACUUCCCAGGACACUGUAAUAUACUUUUAAAUAAGAGUUACAAUGGGCAUUCUAACCACUUUUAUACUUUAUUAGCACAGAAGUCAUAUUUUUAAUGUCCAUUGAAGUUGGAAGAAUUGUAAGGUGUUUUUUUUUCUUGACUUUGCUUCCGAUAAAGAGAACUUGACACUUUUACACUGCCAAAUGUUAUUUGACAGGAGCUGGCAUUAUGAUGAUCUCUUCCUGUUGGUACCUAGGGAGUGGCUAUAAUGGGGAAAUAA